This is a messenger RNA of Phaeoacremonium minimum UCRPA7, 1323 nucleotides long. RefSeq names its product putative von willebrand factor type a protein. The record is from RefSeq and is a predicted model, not a curated record. The transcript has 3 exons. Lineage: Eukaryota; Fungi; Ascomycota; Sordariomycetes; Togniniales; Togniniaceae. Bases 1 to 1323 code for a protein of 440 amino acids.
AUGAUCAAAAUGCGAUUUAUUUUGUUAUCACACCUCCUUCUGGGAGUUGCUUCGGCGGCUUCGUUCAGCAAUCACGCCAACCUGAUCAAGCGAGACAACUCGCAAGUCUGCUCAGACUUAACCGUGUCAUCCAACAACGGCGAUCGCAAGGUCGCAAUUGUCAUCGACAGCUCCGGUUCUAUGGUUUCCAAUGACUAUACCGACUUGCGCAUCGCAGCCGGUCGAGCUUUGAACGAGUUCCUAAUCUCUGAUUCCGAGGCAAAAGACGGCAAGAAAGCCGACGAGGUUACUGUCAUUGACUUUGACGAUGAAGCGUAUUUGGACUACCCGCUUGGCGACCCCGGUAACGCGAAUAGCUCGUUCAGCAAGAUUGACUCAAUAGGCGGUACCUACAUUACAAGUGGUGUCCUGAUGGCAAUCGACCAACUCACCUCCAGCAACUCUGGCACAACCGACAAGAGGAGCGCGAUUGUUGUAUUUACUGAUGGCGAGGAUUACAGCACCGACGAGCUAGUCUCGGCGAUCGGGAAUGCAACAGCAUUAGGAAUCCGUGUGUCCUUUGGCUUCCUUGAUCCGUAUGCCUCAUCACAACCGGAAGAGGUUCUCAAAGCUGUGCGUGACUCUCGCGGAGUUUAUGCCACAAUCACAUUCGCCGCCGGGUCGCAGAACUUCAUCAACUACGUACUCCUUAAUGGUCUCACUUACAACGAUAACCCGCAAGGAUACGGCUCGCAACUCUUGGCUGGGUUGGCAGAGACUCAGUUCAUUUCCGGAUCAGAUACAGUGACGCUUAAGUAUUCUGCUGAGAAGAACGAGCGGGUCAAUUUCACAAUUACCACCAUUACCGCGGGGAGCCUGAAGGCGGAAGUCAAGAUGGACGGGAAGUCUCUCGGCAGCGACACAAUUUCAUACUAUGAUGCCUUCAUUGAUGUCCAGGCCCCUAGCAGCGGCGAAAUGCAGCUGCUAGUCACGGCUGAUGGUGCACCCAAAGACUCUAUGUUCUCUGUCACCACGAAUUCGAAUGUCCCCAUCAAAAACUGCACAGUCGGUGUCAGCGGAAGCAACCACUCUGGUUUAAGUAAAGGAGCCAAGGCUGGUAUCGGCAUCGGCGUCACCAUCGGUAUCCUGGGUCUGCUUGGUGGUGCUGGAUACUUUGGAUACAAGCACUUCUUUGGUCCUGGCAGCGGCAACACAACUGCUCCGCCGGCCCAUGGCAACACCACAUCCGGACCUACUCCAGGCAAUCACUCGCAGCCUCCAACUUACGUGGACAGCAUCCCAUGGGCCAACACCCGAUGUAUCCAGGAGCCCAGCAACCAAUGA